AUCUCUGCGUCCGUUACGCACAGCUGGAGGGACGUGUGCAGCGGCGAGGGAGCGAGCAGCACGCGCAACAGUCCUUCCACAGGUUGCAGCUGCCUGCUGUAGAAGAUGAAACACACUUGUCCGUGUGUGUGUGUCUUAUCCAUUGGCCAUUGGCGUCUUUCCGCCACAUUACGGAGUUGAAACCAUCAAAGAAUAACAAUGCAUCCGACAACAUGAACUUCCUGUUUGGAGUCAAGACCACGAGGGCAAUGAAGGUGCACUCUCCCCCGAGGAGGAGACUCAAGCGCAGUCGCCUCCUCUUCUUCCUCUCAGGUGUGCUGCUGUGCUUCGUCUACACGCUGACUCUGAAGGCAAGGCUGUCAGAGCCUGGAGCCUCCGCCCAGAGGGACCACACUCUCGGAGCAGAUGUGAAUAGUGAUGAUGAUGAUGUUGUGGAAGUCAACAUUCGGGAGGUGAUAGGGUCAAAUGAGACGAAGGAGGAGGAGGUUGUCUUACUUGAGAGCACCAAUACUCCUCCGGUGAUAGUUGUCAACAGAACAGAUAUCCAACAGUGUAUCUACGUAGAUCCUCAACCUCCCAAACCUCCCCCGACUCAACCGCCCCCCACCACCCCUCACAGGAAGAGCGGUUUUCCAACGGACAUCUUCACAGUGACGCAGCGGCGGCAGGGCUGGGUGGUCCUGCACCUCAUGGGCAUGGUCUACAUGUUUGUCGCCCUGGCCAUCGUCUGUGAUGAGUUCUUUGUUCCCGGGCUGGAGGUCAUCACCAACAAACUGGAGAUCUCUGAAGACGUGGCGGGGGCAACCUUCAUGGCGGCUGGAGGCUCCGCCCCCGAGCUCUUCACCUCCCUAAUCGGCGUCUUCAUCUCCCACAAUAACGUGGGCAUCGGCACCAUCGUGGGCUCGGCCGUCUUCAACAUCCUGUUUGUGAUCGGCAUGUGCGCCAUCUUCUCCCGGGAGAUGCUGCACCUGACCUGGUGGCCGCUCUUCAGAGACGUGACCUUCUACACCCUGGACCUCAUCAUGCUCAUCGUGUUCUUUGUGGACAACAUGAUCCUGUGGUGGGAGAGCAUGCUGCUGGUGCUGGGCUACAUCAGCUACGUGAGCUUCAUGAAGUUCAACAGUCAGAUCGAGCAUGCGGUGAAGACCCAGAUCAACAGGCACAUGAGUAUCGUCAAGGUGUGGACCGCGGAGGAUCCAGAGAAGGAGAGUGAAGCUCCACCAGCUCCUCCUGCUGCUACCUCUGCUGCUCCUCCUGCACUCAAAGCUGAAGAAGUGUCCAAACGAGAACCUGAACCUGCUCCCAGCACUCCUCGAGGCAACAAACCACCAUCAGACCCCCAAGAGGACAAAGAAAGACUCAGGGUGCGUCCCAUCCUGCAGCGAGGCGGCAGCUCGGCCUCCCUCCACAACACCUCGCUGAGGAGCACCAUCUUCCAGCUGAUGAUCCACACACUGGACCCUCUGAGAGAAGAUGCUGACCAGAAGCUAACUGAGCUAGCCACUGAUGCUAAUGCUGCUGCUGGAGCACCAAAGGGAGCUGCAGCUGAGCCGUCCACCUCACAGCCCCAAAAGAAAGAAGAAGAGACGAGGGAAAAGACGGCCGACCAGCCAGACGAGUCGAAGGCGGCAGCGGGGGGGUCAGAGGGCUCUCAGGGCAGCACUGAGGAUGAGUGUGGUGACGAGGAAAGUGAAGACUCCGAUGAGAGUGAAGGUGAUGACCUUGACGAUGAGGAAAACAAGGAGGAAGAAGAAGAGGAGGAGAGUGAACCGCUGUCUUUAAAGUGGCCCGACACCAGACGCAAGCAGGCCACCUACCUGUUCCUGCUGCCCAUCGUGUUCCCGCUGUGGCUCACGCUGCCCGACGUCCGCAACCUGGCGUCCAGGCGGUAUUUUCCCGUCACGUUUAUCGGUUCCAUCCUGUGGAUCGGAGUUUUCUCCUACCUGAUGGUGUGGUGGGCUCAUCAGGUGGGAGAGACCGUGGGCAUCUCUGAGGAGAUCAUGGGCCUCACCAUCCUGGCAGCCGGGACCUCCAUCCCAGACCUCAUCACCAGUGUGAUCGUGGCCCGGAAAGGUCUGGGGGACAUGGCCGUGUCCAGCUCAGUGGGCAGUAACAUCUUCGACAUCACUAUAGGCCUGCCGGUGCCGUGGCUCAUUUACACUCUGUUACACAACGGGGAGCCGGUGACCGUCAGCUCCAACGGCCUGUUCUGCGCCAUCGUGCUGCUCUUCAUCAUGCUCCUCUUCGUCAUCAUCUCCAUCGCUGUGUGUCGCUGGAAGAUGAGCCGGAUGUUGGGCCUCACCAUGUUCGCUCUGUACUUCGUGUUCCUCGUGCUCAGCGUCAUGCUGGAGGAUCGCAUUCUCAUCUGCCCCAUCUCCAUCUGAAGCCACACGUGACGUAGAACAUGCAGACUGGAUCAGUGUACCGAGGGUGUUACAUAGGAGAACCCAGCCUGGUGUCAAGAGCUGAGCUGAGGCACAGUAGCCACAUUGUAGAAACAGUAAAAGAGCAGUAAUGAGGAAGACAAAAUCCACCCUCAACAUAAUUUAACAUCAUACU
Messenger RNA from Trematomus bernacchii (emerald rockcod), 2559 nucleotides. Its product is annotated as sodium/potassium/calcium exchanger 1-like. Gene Ontology annotation, cellular component: membrane. Lineage: Eukaryota; Metazoa; Chordata; Actinopteri; Perciformes; Nototheniidae. Gene Ontology annotation, molecular function: calcium channel activity; calcium, potassium:sodium antiporter activity. The record is from RefSeq and is a predicted model, not a curated record. The transcript is spliced from 9 exons. Bases 213 to 2384 code for a protein of 723 amino acids. Gene Ontology annotation, biological process: intracellular calcium ion homeostasis; long-term synaptic depression; calcium ion transmembrane transport.